AUGGUGUUGUUGACGAUUCUGUUCUUCCUGCCGCUGCUGGCCUCUGCGAAAUCCUGGCACAGCUUCUGGUAUGAUCUCGGCCUCUUCGGUAUCCAUCCCACCGUCAGUUACGAGUCCUUCGAUCUCCAAGCGCCGGAGCUCAAUGUCAUCAAGUCAGAUCCGCGAUGUGAAGAUGGCCACAUCCUUCUCACGCCGCGCGGGAUGUUCUACCCGGAACCCGGUCCGUUGAUCUUCGACAAUGCCGGCAAUCUGGUCUGGAUGGAGAACAAGUAUGGCAUGGUGAUGGAUCUCAAAGUCCAACACUACAAGGGACGGGAUUACUUGACCUUUUGGGCCGGCGAGGAUGACGGCACUCGAGGCAAUGGCCAAUACUAUAUGCUAGAUUCAUCCUAUGAAGUCGCACACAUUAUUACCGCCGCGAAUGGGCUCAUGGGAGAUCUCCAUGAAUUCAAACUCACCGAGAAUGGUACAGCCCUGAUGACCAUCUACGAAAUGACGCCUGCCGACCUCACCUCCGUGGGCGGACCUUCCGAUGGAUGGAUCUACGACGGGGUAUUCCAGGAGGUUGAUCUCGAGACCGGGGAAGUGGUCUUCCAAUGGCGGGCUCGGGACCACUACGCCGUGGACGAGGCGUAUUCGCCGCUGGGCGACAAGGGUCGGGAGCCCACCAAGGCCAGCGCGUGGGAUUAUUUCCACAUCAACAGCGUCGACAAGGACGCCGAGGGCAACUACCUCGUCUCCUCGCGCUACAUGCAUACCCUGACCUGCGUCAAACCGUCGGGCGAUCUAUGCUGGGUUCUCGGCGGUAAACGCAACAUGUUCCAGGAUCUUUCCGAAGACGGCUCAGCAACGGGAUUCAGCUGGCAGCACCACGCACGCUGGCAUCCCGACAACAUUGUGACGGUCUUCGACAACGGUGCGGACGAGGACGAGAUCACCACAGACCACAGCCGGGGCCUGAUGAUCUCGCUAGAUCUGGACGCCAUGACGGCCACCACUCUGCAGGUCUUCAACCCGCCGGACGGCUGGCUCAGCCGAUCCCAGGGCUCCGUACAGGUCAUGCCCGACACUGGCAACGUUUUCGUCGGCUGGGGCCGGACCCCAGCCUGGACCGAGUUCACCGCCGACGGCGAGGUCCUGUGCGACGUCCACUUCAGCCCGCGCUGGUUCUUCCGCCUCGGCUGGGUGAAAUCCUACCGCACCGAAAAGGCUAAAUGGGUGGGCACGCCCAGCUACCCGCCUACCUUUCAGCUCGAAGACGGCGGCGACCGCCUCUACGUGAGCUGGAACGGCGCCACCGAAGUCGCCGGCUGGGUCCUCCAGGGAUCCGGCGACCCGCACGCGCAGGACGCCGACUUCGAGACCCUAGACUAUAUCCCCAAAACGGGCUUCGAGACCUGCUUCGACCUGCCCCAGACUGCUCAUCCUUAUCUCCGCGUCGCGGCCGUCGGCUUUGACGGCAAGGAUCUAGGCUAUACCAAUGUUUUUGAAACAGAUCCUGAAUAUUCCCCCUCUUCAUCCUCCUCCUCCUUCCUUCUCUUCAGCGACAUGUAUCUCCCCGAGCUCCUCCUCAGCAGCCUCGCCCUAGCAGGCGUCUUCAUUGCCAUCUGGAAAUCGCGACAACUAUUUCCCUCGUUUGCCCUUGUCUCCCGCUGGUUUACCCGUCAUAACACCCGCUUUUAG
Molecule: messenger RNA, 1683 nt
Organism: Penicilliopsis zonata CBS 506.65
Lineage: Eukaryota; Fungi; Ascomycota; Eurotiomycetes; Eurotiales; Aspergillaceae
Exons: 3
Coding region: 1-1683 (560 amino acids)
Source: RefSeq, a predicted model, not a curated record